This is a messenger RNA of Phragmites australis (common reed), 1031 nucleotides long. Its product is annotated as two-component response regulator ORR6-like. The transcript is spliced from 3 exons. Gene Ontology annotation, biological process: phosphorelay signal transduction system; cytokinin-activated signaling pathway. The record is from RefSeq and is a predicted model, not a curated record. Bases 154 to 642 code for a protein of 162 amino acids. NCBI's taxonomy places the organism in Eukaryota, Viridiplantae, Streptophyta, Magnoliopsida, Poales, Poaceae.
GCGCGGCUCAGCCUCUCAUCGCAACGAAACUUGUCAAGCCGAGAGAGCAGCCUGAAAGAUCCCCACUGCAUCGCGGCGCAAGAACAAGAAGAGAUCCGGUCGCUGCAUCUCCCAGUCGAUUUCCUUCUGUUCGGUUGCGGAUUUGUUUGCGCAAUGGCUGCCGCUGCUCCGUCUCCGGCGCCGGCUCCGUCCCACUCCCCGAAGGUUGCGUCGCCAAAGGCCUGCGACAGGAAAGUCGUGCCGGUGACGGCCUCCGACGAGGUGGUGCUGAAAGAGAAGCACGUCCUGGCGGUCGACGACAGCUCCGUCGACCGGGCCGUCAUCGCCAAGAUCCUCCGCAGCUCCAAGUACAGAGUGACCACGGUGGAAUCGGCGACGAGGGCGCUGGAGCUUCUCUGCCUCGGGCUGCUGCCCGACGUGAACAUGAUCGUUACGGACUACUGGAUGCCCGGCAUGACCGGAUACGAGCUCCUCAAGCGCGUCAAGGAAUCCUCUAAGCUGAAGGAAAUCCCGGUGGUGAUCAUGUCGUCGGAGAACGUCCCCAACCGGAUCAGCCGGUGCCUAGAGGAGGGAGCAGAGGACUUCCUGCUCAAGCCUGUCCGGGCGUCGGAUGUGUCACGGCUGUGCAGCCGGAUCAGAUGAUAGCGCGGUGGUCGUUGCCGCACCAUGAAGGACUACUCUUAGGAUCUUAGGACCUUUUUUUUGUUCUUUUUCCCCCAAUUUUUUGGACAUAAAUCUGCUGCUGCCUGAAACAAGAAGCUAACUCUUGGGGCCUAGGGAGACUAGCUUUGGAAGUUAGGAAUUGGGGGAGCAUUUGCUUGCUCCCUUGUGAUCCUCUGCAAAAGAUGCAAAAAAAGAGAGGGAGAAUUCAUUCACUUCAGCAGAAGGAAAAGAAUUCUUCUGAUGUUGUUCAGAGAACUUCCCAUCUCAUCUGUUGAAAGAAAUGGCAUCAGAGCAAACCUGUUAACCGUCUCAAGAACAGAGUUUUUGACAUCAAUUCUAGGAUUAACAAUCAGCUCAAUUAUAUCUUA